AUGGCUUAAAAUAAUAUCAAUAAGCUUGAAUCUUACAAUGAGAAGCAGCAGUCUGUAGGGAUUGUUAAGGCUAGUCACAAAGGGUCUUUGAAUCCAUUGUAUAACUCGGGCAAAAGCAAUUUUUUCACUCUAUCAUCUCUAGGAAAAAGGAAUCAAAAGAAUAACUCAGAAGAGCUUGAUAAUCAUCUGUAUAAGACUCUGAAUAAUAAGUUAUUUGACUUCGAAAAAAACUCACCAAAGACGUUACUUAAGCAGCCAUUGCAGAGUAAAGCUAAUAUGAUUAGAUAUUACUCUAAUAAUAAUCUAACUAGUACAAUUAAUGCUAUGAAGGAUCACUUCCUGAAGCAAGUGCAUGAGAAAAACCUGAUCAAACAAAGGUAGUACCUCUUAAAGCGAUAUAAAUCAUCUGGUUUAAUGAUUCCAAAUAACAGACUUAUCACUAGACCUCCUUCGAAAAUAGUUGUUGAUGAAUCAUCUAUCGAUCUAGACAAUUAUAUUUACUUAUAAAGAUAUCAAAUCCUUGAUAAUAAGCAAAAUGACGCUGCUAGCCUCUAAAUGAUAAAUAACUAAUAAAUGCAGGUAAUUCCAAGUGAGCUUGAUUAGUAUCUGGUUAAGCUUGAAAAGGGGGAGACAGAUUUUAACACAAGAAGGACCACUCUUUCCAAAUAAAGAAACAAUUUCAUGAUAAAUGAGUAAUUCAGAUAGGACGAGGCUGUAACUCCUUCCAUGUCAAGUUACAGGCCAGAUUAUUUAAGUAGUAAUAUAAGAGAACCUCGGUUCAAUCCGAUUGCUUAAAUUUAGCCAGAAAAAGUUAAUUUGUAAUAAAUAAGAAGUAGAUAUCUUAAAGCAAACAAUUCAUCUAAGAAUCUGAUUAAUAAAAAGACUUCAUCUAAACCAUCUGAUAAUUAAAUUGUUUAAUACGAGACUCUAGAUGAGUAAAAUAGCAUGGAGAGAACAAAGUCUCAUUAGUCACCAAGAGUUGUAAUUGAAUAAAAUUUGUUUAAUAAUUAAAUGAUAAGGCCAAAGACAACGAUUUCAUAUUAAAUUAAUGGGCCUGAUAACUAUAUCACAGUAUAAAAUGGUCCUUAGGGAAUGAAAACUAGAAAUUUGUGGUCAGGUAAAAGUAACUACUUCACAGGUUCGAGCAAGAAACUGAUACUCAAAAGUAAUGAUGAGUUGUUUAUGAACUUCUUUGAUGCAACCUCAUUGCCCUCACCCCCUAUUAUUCCUAUACAAGAAGCAGUCAAAAUGCAAAAUAACUGUGAGAAGGAGAGAUACUCUAAAAUACAGAAAGAGUUACAAAAGAUCCAAAAAGUAAUCAAUAACGAUCCAGAAAAUAAAAGGUACUUCGCUCUCACUGAUUAAGAAAUUGAUAAAUUUGUCCAGUACCUGGAGUUUUAUCAUGAGCCUCCUUUUAUUUUGCAAUAUACUCUGAAAGAUUUGCUAAUGGCAAUUAUUGACGGUAAUCUAGAUCUAGUUCUCAAGUAUUAGUAAAAAUUUGACAAGAGAUUGCCUUCACCAUUAGCAUCAAGUUCACCACAAACUAAAAGGUACAGAGGCAAGAGUUCUAAAAAGAUAAUUAUAAACUCGGUUGAUUAUGUUCCGAUAAAACAAGUAAUAUCGCAUUAUAAAUAAGAAAUGGUUUCGAAUUCCUGCAAGAUUAGGUUCAAGUCUCCAAUUGAUAUAGAACAAGACAAAAUUAAGAAUCUCAAAGCAGCUGAAGAUCCCGAAUAUUAAAGCAAUAAACUGGCGCUUAAGUAAAGAUAUGAAAUUGAGACUCUAAUGAAAGAAAGAGAUAGAUAUAAAAAAGACUAAGUUGAUAAGAUGAAAAAUAGAAUGAAUUCAUUUAUGUAAGAUAAAAUGGACAAGGGGCUUGAUUUGGAAGCAAACAAAAAGAUCUCAACUGACAUUAAUAAAGUUAAAAAUUUUUACAACAUGUAGUAUGACUCUACUAUAAGACUUGAGAUACAAUCUUGA
This is a messenger RNA of Stylonychia lemnae, 1977 nucleotides long. NCBI's taxonomy places the organism in Eukaryota, Ciliophora, Spirotrichea, Sporadotrichida, Oxytrichidae. The record is from the annotation of a GenBank genome assembly.